AUGAACGAGCUUAGGGUAAGUGUGAAAUGUCGUAACAUUACUUGUAUGGGACCAGAAGCUUUUCAAAAUUUUUGUGAGCUGCUUAUGAGAGAUGGUGGUCUUCGACCCACAAGACAUACAAGUGUUGAAGAGCAAGUUGCCAGGUUUCUUCACAUUAUAUCACACAAUGUGAGGAAUCGGACAAUGUCAUUUUUCUUUUAUCGCUCUGGUGAAACCAUAAGCCGUCAUUUUCAUAGUGUGUUAAAAGCAAUAAUAUCCUUGGAAGGACAGUUCCUCAAGCAACCUAAUGGAUCGGACGUCCCCCCAGAAAUACUCAAUAACGAUAGGUUUCAUCCAUAUUUUAAGAAUUGCAUUGGGGCAAUUGAUGGAACACACGUUCGUGUGAGAGUACCUAACGAAGAUGCACCAAGAUAUCGUGGCAGGAAGAAUUAUCCAACAAUAAAUGUGUUAGCUGCUUGUUCAUUUGACAUGAAGUUUACCUAUGUCUUACCUGGAUGGGAAGGUACCGCUUCAGAUUCAAGAGUUAUGGCUAGUGCACUAGAAAGAAAUGGAGAUAAACUAAAACUUCCUGAAGGGAAAUAUUAUCUUGUUGAUGCGGGAUACCCAUUGAAGGCUGGACUUAUCACGCCUUAUAGAGGAAGCAGUACUGAACCAACAUAUGAUGUUAAUACUCAAGUUGAUAUUAUUUUAGCAUGUUGCAUCAUACACAACUAUUUAAUGGGCAUGGAUCCUGAUGAAAGCCUUAUUAAUGAAGUAGACCGGGAGCUGUUGAAUGAAACUCGAAAUGAAGAGGCUGGUCCAGUUGAGAGAAAUGAAGAUCAUAGUUUGGGGGAAUACUUGAGAGAUUCAAUAACUUCCCAUAUGUGGCAUGACUAUGUAGCUAAUCAAAUGUGA
Messenger RNA from Cornus florida, 894 nucleotides. RefSeq lists its product as uncharacterized. Bases 1 to 894 code for a protein of 297 amino acids. Lineage: Eukaryota; Viridiplantae; Streptophyta; Magnoliopsida; Cornales; Cornaceae. The record is from RefSeq and is a predicted model, not a curated record. The transcript is spliced from 4 exons.